AUGUCCAGAGCCAUCCUGCAAGUGUUUGAGGAGUAUCAGCAAUCUCGAGUGACGUUCGUACAGACUGUGGCAGAAUUGGCCAACAGGCCUCAGAACAUAGACACCCUUCAAAACGCUGGUGUUAUGGCCCUACUGAGGCCGCUCCUUCUGGACAACGUUGCUUCUAUCCAGCAGAGUGCCGCCCUAGCCCUUGGACGUUUGGCUAACCACUCGGAUGAGCUCGCUGAGUCCGUAGUUACCCACGAUAUACUCCCUCAACUGGUUCAUGGCCUAAGCCAGCAAAACAGGUUCUUCAAGAAAGCGGCAGCCUUCGUCCUGAGAGCAGUGGCUAAGCAUUCUCCCCAGUUAGCUCAAGCCGUGGUGGAUUCAGGUGCACUCGAGGCGUUGGUGGAGUGUUUGGAAGAUUUCGACCCUUCAGUGAAGGAAGCCUCAGCUUGGGCUUUGGGGUACAUUGCUCGUCACACCAAGGAGCUCGCCUUAGCAGUUGUUGAUGCUGGGGCUGUUCCCUUAUUGGUUUUAUGUUUCCAAGAGCCAGAGUUGACUUUGAAAAGGAUGUCAGCGAGCGCUCUCGCAGAUAUCUCGAAGCACACUGCUGAGCUCGCCCAAUCAGUUGUUGACGCUGGUGCGGUAUCACUGAUAGCUCGUGAACUGGGCCACUCUGAUAGUGGGUUGAAGCGACAAGUAUGCUCCUGCCUAGGACAAGUCGCCAAGCACAAUGUGGAUCUGGCUGAGGUCGUUGUUGAGGCGGAGGUCUUCCCCAGAAUACUACAUUGCCUGAAGGAUGCUAACGAACAUGUUCGGAAGAAUGCUGCUACGUGCAUUCGUGAGAUAGCUAGACAUACUCCAGAUCUUGCCAAAUUGGUUGUCAACGCUGGUGGAGUAGCGGCUAUUGUUGAUUACAUAACAGAGGCUCGUGGGAACAACAGGUUGCCGGGCAUCAUGAGUCUCGGGUUCAUCGCAGCAUUCAGCGAGACUCUAGCUUUGGCAGUCAUCGUUUCAAAGGGCAUUCCUCCUCUGAAAGAUGCACUCAUCAACGAGCCCGAGGACCACCUCAAGGCAGCGAGCGCUUGGUCGUUGGGUCAAAUCGGACGUCAUGGUCCUGACCAUUCUAGAGCCCUCGCUGAGGCUGAUGUGCUACGACGGUUAUUGGCAGUAUAUCUGCAUGAAGACUCCUCCGAAGAUCUGAAGACUAAGGCAAAACGAGCUCUCAAGAGUGUUGUUCAAAAGUGCACCCAUCUGCCAGCACUCGAGCCUCUGUUACAAGAGGCACCAACGAGUAUCCAGAAAUAUGUGGUUCAUCAGUUCGCGAAGGUCUUGCCGAAUGACCAGCAGGCCCGUCGAAGCUUCGUACAGUCGGGAGGGCUACAGAAGAUUCAGGAGAUCAACGCGGAAAUGGGCUCUCAGCUUAGGGACUAUAUUGACCAAGUGAAUCAAAUGUAUCCUCCUGAGAUUGUGAAUUACUAUUCCCCCAGCUAUCCAGAACAACUACUCCGCAAGUUGGAAGAGUAUACUCCUGCUGCAUAG
Messenger RNA from Perkinsus marinus ATCC 50983, 1524 nucleotides. Its product is annotated as axoneme central apparatus protein, putative. The transcript has 18 exons. Gene Ontology annotation, biological process: cilium movement. The record is from RefSeq and is a predicted model, not a curated record. The coding region runs from base 1 to 1524 and encodes 507 amino acids. Gene Ontology annotation, molecular function: microtubule binding. NCBI's taxonomy places the organism in Eukaryota, Perkinsozoa, Perkinsida, Perkinsidae. Gene Ontology annotation, cellular component: microtubule cytoskeleton.